Messenger RNA from Sinocyclocheilus rhinocerous, 2872 nucleotides. Its product is annotated as zinc finger protein 436. Gene Ontology annotation, cellular component: nucleus. NCBI's taxonomy places the organism in Eukaryota, Metazoa, Chordata, Actinopteri, Cypriniformes, Cyprinidae. Gene Ontology annotation, biological process: regulation of transcription by RNA polymerase II; embryo development. The transcript is spliced from 4 exons. The record is from RefSeq and is a predicted model, not a curated record. Gene Ontology annotation, molecular function: DNA-binding transcription factor activity, RNA polymerase II-specific; RNA polymerase II transcription regulatory region sequence-specific DNA binding. The coding region runs from base 99 to 2093 and encodes 664 amino acids.
AGCGGCUGUAAGUUUCUUCCAAUCCUGCGGGGGCAGCGGUGAGUCCGGCGGCGCUCAGGGUUGUUUCGCGGUCACUGCGGCUCCGUGUAUUUGUUGAAAUGGCGAAGUUUGGCGAUUUAAAAGCCUUUCUUGAAUCUUCAUUAAAUGAAAUCUUCCGCGCGACGGUCAGUGACGUUCUGGAUUCAGUGGAGCAAACAGUCGGCGAGUAUCAGCUUAAAAUUCAGCGAAUUGAGUCCGAAAAUGAAGAUCUGAGAAAACGACUUUGUGCAAAAGAAAAAAGGACAAAUUAUGUCAAAACAGAAGAUGAAGACUGUGUUGUGGCUCAGCUUGACUUUUCAAGAGACACUUUCAGCCAGACUUCAUCUGCUCAAAUGAGUGAAUACAAUGAUCAGACGAAGAUGGCUGAUUUACUGUGCAGCCGUACAAAAUCACAAACCACAGAUGUCACGCCGUUCCAACUAAACAAGGAUUGUGCAACAACAUGUUUAUUUGUAAAGGCUGACCCAGACACAGAGGAUGGAUGUGCCGUUGACCUUUCAAAUCCUCAUGCUUCUCCUAAAUACACCAGUAAAGAAAUAAAAAUAGAGGAUACUAACGAGAACUUUGACUCGUUGGAGAAUCGUGCGUGCAAUUUGGAAAAUGAUGUCAUACUUGACUUUUCAAGAGACACUUUCAGCCAGACUUCAUCUGCUCAAAUGAGUGAAUACAAUGAUCAGACGAAGAUGGCUGAUUUACUGUGCAGCCGUACAAAAUCACAAACCACAGAUGUCACGCCGUUCCAACUAAACAAGGAUUGUGCAACAACAUGUUUAUUUGUAAAGGCUGACCCAGACACAGAGGAUGGAUGUGCCGUUGACCUUUCAAAUCCUCAUGCUUCUCCUAAAUACACCAGUAAAGAAAUAAAAAUAGAGGAUACUAACGAGAACUUUGACUCUGAACGUCACGCUUUAUUUAAACGUCCUUUAGAGCCAGAGAUCAACUCUAAUGACUGUGAUGUUAAAGUAACGGUAGUGUCAGACAAACACCUUUAUCAUGUUGAUGAGGGUGAGUGCAGCAGACAUGCAGCGUUGGAGGAGGAAGUACGGGAGUCACCGGAGCCCGAUAUCAUCUUUGAUGAAGAGUCCAAUCCAGACAGACUGUCCAAUGAGGGAUCUUCUGGAUUGCUUCAUAUGACGGCGUCGCCGCCAAACUCACAAGAGCUGAGACCAAACUAUUCCUGCGGUCAGUUUAACAAGAGCUUCAAGCACGAAGCAUCGCUCAGCAUCCACUUGAGAUCUCAAAGCUCGGAGAAGACGCACAUCUGCGGCCAGUGCGGGAAGGGGUUCGACCGAGCCGAUCUCCUGAAGAACCACCAGCGCACGCACACGGGAGAAAGACCCUUCGCCUGUAACCUGUGCGGGAAGAGCUACGGCCACCAGGGCCAGCUGCGCAUCCACAAGAGGAUCCACACAGGCGAGAGGCCGUACUGCUGCCCGCACUGCGGCAAACGAUUCAACGAACACAACCAGCUUAAAGUCCACCUACGGACCCACACGGGCGAGCGGCCAUACACCUGCACCGUAUGUAGCAAAACCUUCACCAACGCCGGAAACCUGAGGAGCCACCAGAGAGUCCACACCGGAGAGAAGCCGUACGCCUGCGGCCAGUGCGGGAAGAGGUUUAUCGGUAUGGGCGACCUUAAAACACACUACCGCAUCCACACGGGCGAAAAGCCGUACCGCUGCGAGCUGUGCACCAAGACCUUCAGCCAGGCCGGGCAUCUGACCAUCCACAAGCGCAUGCACACCGGCGAGAGGCCGUACGGCUGUGGUGAGUGCGGGAAGCGCUUCACGGUGGCCAGUAGCCUGAAACUGCACCAAUUAACACACACCGGAGAGAAACUGCACACCUGCUCGCACUGCGAUAAGAGCUUCAGCCGGGCCGGACACCUCAAGAGACACGAGCUGGUCCACUCCAAAGAGAAGCUGUAUUGCUGCACGCACUGCGACAGGAAAUACAGUGACCAGUCGUCUCUGAAGAAACACCAGAAACUGCACAUGACAGCCAAGAAUGAAGGCGACCGGAGCGCUGCUGCUGCGCUUGACACAGAGUAACUGUGACCAGACCGUAACGUGUUUCUGCAUCUUCAUUCAUCUUCCUCAUCAUGUUCCUCAGUAUCGCUUCUUACAAUAAACAUGUUGAAUCUGCUGGGCUACAGUGACCGUUGGAUUGAAAUGAUGGUUCCUGUGAUUGAAAAUAUAAUUGACAUGCAUUGAAUUAUAAGGAUCAUGAGAUCUGAUGUUCAUCUCUAAUACUGACCGGUUGUCAUAUUCAUGUUUAAGGAAUACCAUGGCAUUAUCAUGGUAGUUUUUGGCACGUUGCACAGCACACAUACUGUACUGAUGUUUGAUAAUAUAGAUAGGUCUUCAUUCCUUUAGACAGUGUGUUUUCUGUCUGUGACUGUAUGAAUUAUGUUCAUUAGAAAUUAAUGCUGUCGUCCUGUAUGACCUCGUUUGUUAAAUAUCAGUUAUGAUGUAAGCACAUCUUAGAUUAAAUGCAAUUUAACUUAAGCACCUUCUAUAAGAUGUUCUCUAUUGUAUUGUGAAUUAAUGUGAAUAAUUUCAACUCCUCUUAAAUGUUAACUCAAAGCUUCAGUGACAGAAUAAAGCUUUUUAAAUAGGUCAGUGUACUGUUUGAAUCUUUAGAUUUAGUAGUAUUUGAGCUCCAGUGAUCAUUACUGAAGACCAUACCGUGUCACUGUUCAUUAAGCUCAGUCAUAUUAAUCCUAUAAAGAUGCUGUAUCACCAUGAAUUUCUAGGCCUCUAAAUGAUUAACAUGAUCAAACUUAGCUGUUAAACCUGUCGCACACAAUCUACUACAUGUACUACUCUCA